GGAUCUGCACUGGCAAAUCAUUCGAGGGCAAAGUUUUCCACUCUUUCACAACAAAGCAGAGAGACCUCAGUCCUGCAGGAGAACAGAAGCAGAAAAGUGAAAUCUGUGUGAACUGAGCCUCGGAAGAGAUGGCUGAGAAGAAAGCCAUCCUGUUCAACUUGUGGGGAGUUACAGUUUCUACCAGACAUCAUGCUGUUUUCAACAAGUUGGAGGAGUUGCAUAACCUGCCAGGUGGUUUUCUGUCUAGUGUGGCGUCCCUUAAAGGCGGUGCCAUGAGCCGGGCGGAGAGAGGGGAGCUAACACUUUCUCAAAUGAUUUCUGUGUUGGAGGACGAGUAUAUGAAGGAGGCGCAGGUCAGGGGCGUGACUCUGCCGUCUGAUUGGUCGGUCAAAGGCCUGCUGGAGGAGCUCAGUGAGGUGAUGAUGGACGUCCAAGCGGCCGUGCUGAAGACAGCUGUCAGCCUGCGUCGGAGCGGGUUACUGACAGCUGUGCUGGCCAAUCACUGGGUGGACGACACCUCAGCUGGAGACCGUCCAGCCCGCCUUCUGUCUCUGCUCGGUGGCCAUUUUGACCUGGUCCUACAGUCCUGUCGUACAGGUCACAGGGUCCCCGAGCCUGAGAUGUUCAGUGCUGCUCUGCAGCAGCUGGGAGUGACAUCACAGCAGGCUCUGUGGUUGGAUGCAGAGGAGGAAGGUGUGAGGGCAGCCAAGGCAGCGGGGAUGGACGCCAUCUUGGUGGAGAACCUGGAAGAUGCUCUGGACAAACUGGCCAAGUCAACCAAAGUUCAGGCAGUGGGAGCAGAGAGUCCUCCGUCCUCCUGCAACCCUGAAGAAGUCUCUCAUGGAUACAUCACCAUCAGGCCUGGUGUGAGGACUCAUUAUGUUGAAAUGGGCUCGGGCCCGCCUGUUCUGCUGUGUCACGGCUUCCCUGAGAGCUGGUACUCCUGGAGGUACCAGAUCCAAGCCGUGGCAGCAGCGGGGUUCAGGGUGUUGGCUCUGGACAUGAAGGGAUACGGAGAGUCCACAGCGCCACCUGACAUCGAGGAAUAUUCUCAGGAGCAGCUGUGCAAGGAUUUAAUCACAUUUAUGGACAAAAUGAGCAUGCCACAGGUCACCCUGGUGGGUCACGACUGGGGCGGUGCCCUGGUGUGGACCAUGGCUCAGUUUUACCCUGAGAGAGUCAGGGCUGCAGCGUCUCUGAACACUCCUCUGUUUCGUGCCGAUGCUGCCAUUAAUUCCAUGGAGAAAAUUAAGUCGAUUCCCAUCUUUGACUACCAGGUCUACUUCCAGAAGCCUGGUCUUGCAGAGGCCGAGCUGGAGAAAGACUUGGAGAGGACGUUCAAGAUUUUGUUUUUGAACAGCGCUGAAGCUGGGAAGUCUCAUAUCAUCAGCACUGAAGGAGUCUGUGCUCGAGGCGGUCUGUUUGUGGGUCUGCCCGAGCAGAUCCCCCAGAGCUCCAUGCUGACGGAGGCCGACCUGCAGUACUACGUCAGCCGGUACAAAGAGCACGGCUUCAGGAGGCCGCUGAAUUGGUAUCGUAACGUCGAGGGGAACCAGAAGUGGCUACUUUCUCGGCCUGCUACAAAGCUGCUGAUGCCUACCCUGAUGGUGACAACGGGUAAAGACCAGGUUCUGCUGCCCGCCUUCUCCAAAGGGAUGGAGGACACGUUCCCUAACCUGAGCAGAGGACACAUCGAGGAGUGCGGACACUGGACUCAGGUGGAAAGGCCGGCGGAGACAAACAGGAUCCUGAUUAAGUGGCUGAAAGAAGCGCACGAGAAGGCUGCAGGUGCAAACGUGAAUCCCAAGCUGUGAGCGAGGAAGAACCCUAAAAAAAGAUGGAAUAAUAGUACAAAUAAUAUGAUUUUAAGAUUAAUCCAAAGCAGUUUUGAUUAAUUUAGAGUGAACAUAAUGUUUCAAUUAAUGCCUAAUGUCAAGCUUUUCUUUGUUGCAUAUCAUCAUGAACUCAUUAUUUACACUGUAUUGGCCUGUUGAUGGAAUAAAACACGACAUCUAAAGGA
Molecule: messenger RNA, 2020 nt
Organism: Labrus mixtus (cuckoo wrasse)
Lineage: Eukaryota; Metazoa; Chordata; Actinopteri; Labriformes; Labridae
Gene: ephx2
Product: epoxide hydrolase 2, cytoplasmic
Exons: 18
Coding region: 129-1814 (561 amino acids)
Biological process (GO): cholesterol homeostasis; phospholipid dephosphorylation
Cellular component (GO): peroxisome
Molecular function (GO): lipid phosphatase activity; magnesium ion binding
Source: RefSeq, a predicted model, not a curated record